AUCUACGACAGCAUAGAAUCCAAUCAGAACCAAGAUAUCUUCAUAAAGACAGAGUCAAUUAACGAUUUGUUCAAACCCAAUGAAAUAAUCUAUCUCACAGCAGAUUCGGAUAACGUUUUAACAAAAUUGGAUGAAGCUAAAGUUUACGUUAUCGGUGGUCUUGUUGAUCAUAACAGUCAGAAAGGACUUUGCUAUGAACUAGCUGUAAAAGCUGGAUAUGGUCAUGCCCGACUUCCUAUCGAUGAAUUCGUGCAGAUGAAGACACGCAAGGUGCUCACAAUCAAUCAUGUGUUCGAAAUUCUGGCUCAUUUUUCUGAUCAUGGUGACUGGGAAAAGGCGUUUUUCACUGUCAUACCUCCGCGAAAGGGAAUGGCGAAGAAAGACACGGCUGAAGACGGUAUCACCCUAGCCGAAGGAGCCUCCCAGUCCAGCGAAGAAGUCGAUGGCGAUAAGGAUUCCGACUCCCCAACCAUCAAGAAACCUCACCUAGAUGACGAGCAGUAG
Molecule: messenger RNA, 504 nt
Organism: Haemonchus placei
Lineage: Eukaryota; Metazoa; Nematoda; Chromadorea; Rhabditida; Trichostrongylidae
Source: the annotation of a GenBank genome assembly